Molecule: messenger RNA, 449 nt
Organism: Galeopterus variegatus (Sunda flying lemur)
Lineage: Eukaryota; Metazoa; Chordata; Mammalia; Dermoptera; Cynocephalidae
Gene: WFDC5
Product: WAP four-disulfide core domain 5
Exons: 4
Coding region: 1-369 (122 amino acids)
Cellular component (GO): extracellular region
Molecular function (GO): peptidase inhibitor activity
Source: RefSeq, a predicted model, not a curated record
AUGAGAGUCUGGAUCCUCCUCCUCGGGGCCCUCCUAGCUUUGGCGAGCCAGCUGCCUGCUGCCUUGGGCCGGAAGAAGGGAGAGAAAUCAGGGGGCUGCCCGCCAGAUGAUGGGCCCUGCCUCCUCUCAGUUCCCGACCAGUGCCUGGAAGACAGACAGUGUCCCUCAACCAUGAAGUGCUGCCACCGAGCUUGCUUUCGCCAGUGCAUCCCCAGGGUCUCAGUAAAGCUGGGCAGCUGCCCCAAGGACCUACUUCAAUGCCUCAGCCCCAUGAAUCACCUGUGUCACAAGGACUCAGACUGCUCAGGCCAGAAGCGGUGCUGUCACGGCGCCUGCGGUCGAGACUGCCGAGAUCCUGCCAGAGACUAACUCUGGUUCAGGAUCCAUGGCUCUGCGCCUCCUCCAAGCAGGAAGAGUUGACAGUGGGGAUCCCAGGACCCUGCCACCCA